Molecule: messenger RNA, 1992 nt
Organism: Cinclus cinclus
Lineage: Eukaryota; Metazoa; Chordata; Aves; Passeriformes; Cinclidae
Product: basic proline-rich protein-like
Exons: 6
Coding region: 1-1992 (663 amino acids)
Source: RefSeq, a predicted model, not a curated record
AUGGCUGGGCAGGUGUGUGAUGACGUCAUGGCUGGGCAGGUGAGCCCUGACCCCACACCUGGGCAGGUGAGCCCUGACCCCGAUCCUGAUCCUGACCCCACACCUGGACAGGUGAGCACUGAUCUCAAUCCCAGCCAGGUGAGCUCUGACUUGAUCCUGAUCUUGAUCCCAGCCAGGUGGACUUCAGGUGCCUUCCAGGUAUUCCAGGUGCCCUCAGGUGUGAUCCAGGUGUGUCCCCACGUGUAUCUCAGGUGUCCCCAGCCGCCUGGGGGCGCUGUUCCAGCCCCUCCCCCGCCCUGGCCCCGCUCACGGCCGGGGUCGAUCCCUGCAAGGAUCCGCCGGGAAUCCUCAGCCCCCAGCUGGGAUCGGGAUCGGGAUCCGACGGGAAUCCGGGAUCCGCCGGGGGAGAUUCGGGAUCCGCCGGGGGAGAUUCGGGAUCCUAUGGGGGAAGUUCGGGAUCCUAUGGUGGAAAUUCGGGAUCCUAUGGGGGAAGUUCAGGUUCCUAUGGAAAUUCGGGAUCCUAUGGGGGAAGUUCGGGACCUUCUGGGAAUCUGGGAUCCCAUGGGGGUAGACCGGGAUCCUCCGGAGGUGGAUCGGGAUCUUCUGGAAGCUCGGGAUCCUAUGGGGGAAGCUCGGGAUCCUAUGGAGGAGAUUCGGGAUCCUAUGGGGGAUCCUACGGAAAUCCGGGAUCCUAUGGCACCUCGGGAUCCUCUGGAAAUUUGGGAUCCUACGGGGGGGGAUCGGGAUCCUAUGGGGGAUCCAGCUCAGGGUCCUACGGAUCUGGAUCAGGAAAACCCGGAUCAGGAUCCGGAUCAGGAAAACCCGGAUCGGGAUCUGGAUCAGGAAAACCUGGAUCUGGAUCGGGACCGGGCAGACCCGGAUCAGGAUCUGGAUCACAAAGACCUGGAUCCGGAUCAGGAUCUGGAUCGGGAAGACCUGGGGGAAGUGGAUCCAGCUCCUACGGGGGCCUGGAUUCCUACGGGGGAUCCUCGGGAUCCUACGGGGGAUCCUAUGGGGGUGGAUCGGGAUCCUAUGGGGGAUCAGGGUCCUAUGGAAGACCAGGAUCCUAUGGGGGCAGACCGGGAUCCUACGGGGGAUCCUAUGGGAGUGGAUCGGGAUCCUAUGGGGGAUCAGGGUCCUAUGGAAGACCAGGAUCCUAUGGGGGAUCCUAUGGGGGUGGAUCGGGAUCCUAUGGGGGCAGACCGGGAUCCUACGGGAGUGGAUCGGGGUCCUAUGGAAGACCAGGAUCCUAUGGGGGCGGAUCGGGAUCCUAUGGGGGAUCCUAUGGGGGUGGAUCGGGAUCCCAUGGGGGAUCAGGAUCCUAUGGAAGACCAGGAUCCUAUGGGGGAUCCUAUGGGAGUGGAUCGGGAUCCUACGGGGGAUCCUAUGGGGGUGGAUCGGGAUCCCAUGGGGGCAGACCGGGAUCCUAUGGGGGAUCCUAUGGAGGGGAUUCGGGAUCCUACGGGGGCAGACCGGGAUCCUAUGGGGGAUCCUAUGGGAGUGGAUCGGGAUCCUAUGGGGGAUCCUAUGGGGGUGGAUCGGGAUCCUAUGGGGGAUCCUAUGGGAGUGGAUCAGGAUCCUAUGGGGGAUCCUAUGGGGGCAGACCGGGAUCCUAUGGGGGAUCCUAUGGAGGGGAUUCGGGAUCCUAUGGGGGUGGAUCAGGAUCCUACGGGGGCGGAUCGGGAUCCUACGGAGGCGCCCCGGUUACAAGAAUCCCGGGAUCCCCUUCGUGCCGGGGCUGCGCGACCCCGCCCGCAUCGGGGGGCACAUCCCGAUCCGCCGGGGACCGGGAUCCGCCCAGGGGUCCGGGAUGGGAUCCGGGACGGGAUCCGGGAUGGGAUCCGGGAUGGGAUACGGGACGGGAUCCACCCAGGGGUCUGGGAUGGGAUCCGGGACGGGAUCUGGGACGGGAUCCACCCAGGGGUCCGGGAUGGGAUCUGGGACGGGAUCCGGGACGGGAUAUGGGACGGGAUCCACCCAGGGAUCCACUGA